Molecule: messenger RNA, 2173 nt
Organism: Manihot esculenta (cassava)
Lineage: Eukaryota; Viridiplantae; Streptophyta; Magnoliopsida; Malpighiales; Euphorbiaceae
Product: pectinesterase
Exons: 2
Coding region: 428-2065 (545 amino acids)
Biological process (GO): cell wall modification
Molecular function (GO): pectinesterase inhibitor activity; pectinesterase activity
Source: RefSeq, a predicted model, not a curated record
CUUCAAUUCUAAUUAAGUAGAGUUUUCAAAAGCAUGUACUAAUUUAUUAAGUAAUUGUAGUUAGAAGUAUUAAAUUGCAAGUUGCAGCAAUUAAUUAAAAAGAAAAGAAAAGAAAAUCAAAGUUUAAACCACAGAAACAUGGGUUAGGAAAUUUUAUGUGAAACGCAUGUAUAAUCAAAAUAUAAGUUUAAACAAUAAUGUUCUUUUAAUUGUUUAUAAGUGAGAUUGAGAAAGAAAAGAAAAUCAUAGUUUAAUCAUAUAUUAGGAAAUUUUAUGUGAAAUGCAUGUAUAAUCAAAAUAUAAGUUUAAACAUGAAGGUUUGAGAUGGAUUUAAAUUGAAAAAUCAAAUUAAACUGAACUGAUUUAUAAAUAAAUAAAUAAGACACCCUUAGGUGAGCCUGGUAGCUAGCACAGAGAAAGUACCACCAUGGAAACAACUGUUCAGCCUCUGCUACACUCAUCAUCAAAAACCUCUCACCACAAAUCUCUUUAUCUACUUCUCUGUUUUGCAUCUAUCUUCUUCACCUUCUAUGUUAUCAAUAAUAACUUAUUAUUUAAUCCUCCAUUUCAAAACAUAUGUGUCCAUGCCCAUGAUCACCAGUCAUGCCUAGCCAUCGUCUCAGAAAUAUCCUCCAACACCACCACCACCACCAAACUCAACCAUGUCCAUUUACUUCAACUCUUGCUAAAGAAAUCCACAUCUCAAAUUCAAAAUAUCAUCCAACAAGCCAACCAUUACAGCCACCGGAUCAAUGAUCCUGGUAAUCAAGGUGCUCUAGUUGAUUGUGUGAAUCUGAUGGAGCUAUCUAUAGAUAGACUUGCAGACUCUAUACUGGCUCUUCAAAGUGUUACACCCAAUUCCCAUGCAGAUGCUCAUACAUGGCUCAGUAGUGUGCUUUCCAACCAUGUUACGUGUCUAGAUGGUCUAAACCUGCAGGGUCCAUUCAGGUUCUCAAUUGAGCCAGGGCUCAAGGACCUGAUUGCAAGAGCAAGAGCCUCUCUAGCCAUACUGGUGGAAGUUUCACCGGAGAAAGAUGGCCUGCUUUGGCCAUUGAAGGGAGAGUUUCCGUCAUGGGUAACGAGUAGGGAUCGAAAACUCUUGCAAGCUUUGCCUGGGGAUGUGAAGGCCAAUGUUAUAGUGGCGAAAGAUGGGAGUGGUAAUUACAAGACUGUUAAAGAAGCUGUGGCUUCUGCUCCAAAUGAUGGAAAGACAAGAUAUGUUAUUUAUGUGAAGAAAGGGACAUAUAAAGAGAAUGUCGAAGUGGGAAAGAGUAAAAAGAAUGUGAUGCUGGUUGGUGAUGGCAUGGAUUCAACCAUCAUAACUGGUAGUUUGAAUGUUGUUGAUGGAUCAACAACUUUCAACUCUGCAACCUUAGCUGCUGUUGGUGAUGGAUUCAUAGCCCAAGACAUCUGGUUCCAAAACACAGCAGGGCCGGCGAAACAUCAAGCGGUGGCACUCCGGGUUGGUGCCGAUCAGUCAGUCAUAAACCGCUGCCGUAUUGAUGCUUACCAAGACACACUCUACGCUCACAGCAAUCGUCAAUUCUACAGAGAGAGCUUCAUCACAGGCACAGUGGAUUUUAUAUUCGGGAACGCAGCUGUUGUGUUCCAAAAGUGCAAAAUCGUAGCUCGAAAGCCCAUGACUGGGCAAAAAAACAUGGUGACAGCCCAAGGCCGAACUGACCCAAACCAAAAUACAGGCACUUCAAUCCAACAAUGUGACGUAAUAGCAAGCUCAGAUCUUGAGCCAGUUAAGAAGUCGAUCAAAGCAUACUUGGGCCGUCCAUGGAAAGAGUAUUCGAGAACUGUAGUGAUGCAGUCAAUCAUCGGUGACCAUAUUGAUCCUUCAGGGUGGUCGCCUUGGGAUGGAGAUUUUGCACUGAAGACAUUGUAUUAUGGGGAAUAUAUGAACAAGGGAGCAGGUGCUGGUACUAGUAACAGAGUCAAAUGGCCAGGUUACCAUCUCCUUAAUACUGCUGAGGCCGAGAAAUUCACGGUUGCAGAGCUGAUCCAAGGAGGGGUAUGGUUGAAAUCUACUGGAGUUGCUUAUACUGAAGGCCUGUGAAUCAUGGAUUAGGCUUUCUUUUAUUUAGUAAGGAUAUGUUUUAUGAGAAUAAAUAUGGGUGGAGAAUCGGCAAAAAUAAAAUUCGGGACCAAGAGGGUCAACUUUGCU